AUGAACGCUGGACAGAACCCAGACCCGCUUAAAGAUCACCCCCGUUAUGCGAAAGUUCAGCCCCUUAGUAGCGGGUCCUUUGGCUUUGUCCAUUUAUGCAAGGAUCUGGUGACGGGAGAGCUUGUGGCCAUCAAAUUCUUGGAGCGUGGAGAACGCGUUAACAAGUAUGUGGAGACGGAGGUCUUGAACCACCGGAUGCUCCGGCAUCCGCACGUUAUUGAGUUCAAGGAAGUGUUCCUGACACCCGAGUACAUUUGCAUAUGUAUGGAGUAUGCUUCCGGGGGCAACUUGUUUGGUUAUGUGCAACGCGCGGUCCGGCUCAAGGAGCCGGCUGCUCGCUGGUUCUUUCAACAGCUCUGCAUCGGUCUGGACUAUUGCCACCGACGAGGUGUGGUCAACCGGGACAUAAAGCUGGAGAACACGCUGCUGACUAUGGUACCCGGGCUGCCGUUGCCGCUGCUCAAAAUUUGCGACUUCGGCUACAGCAAGGCGCAUUUCAUGUCGGCGCCAAAGUCCAAAGUCGGCACGCUAGCCUACAUGGCGCCGGAGGUCAUCCGCGCCACUGACCAGUAUGCGGGCCAGGCAGCUGACAUCUGGAGCUGCGGUGUCAUGCUGUAUGUCAUGCUGUUCGGGGCGUACCCUUUUGAGAGCCCACAGAGCAGGCACCAGCAGGCCCGCAUGGACAGCAUGAUGCAGCGCAUUCUGCGUAUGGAGUGGAGCAUCCCCGCGGAUGUGGAGGUAUCCCCGGAGUGCCGUGACCUGCUGUGCAAGCUGCUGGUGGGGGACCCCCGCCACCGCCUCACCAUGAGCCAGAUACAGUCGCACGCCUGGUUCCUGACCAACCUGCCUCCGGACGCCCUGGCCAUGAACAACAACUUCCUGGCCCACACGGACUACACGGGGGUGCAGAGCGAGGAGGACAUCAAGCGGGUGCUGGCGUCAGCCGUCAUCCCUGCACCCACAUCCAGGUGUGCGUGUGUGUGCGUACGCUCAACUCACAAUGUCAUAUAA
Volvox carteri f. nagariensis is the source of this 1011-nucleotide messenger RNA. RefSeq lists its product as uncharacterized. Gene Ontology annotation, cellular component: cytoplasm. Gene Ontology annotation, biological process: protein phosphorylation; intracellular signal transduction. The transcript is spliced from 7 exons. Bases 1 to 1011 code for a protein of 336 amino acids. The record is from RefSeq and is a predicted model, not a curated record. Lineage: Eukaryota; Viridiplantae; Chlorophyta; Chlorophyceae; Chlamydomonadales; Volvocaceae. Gene Ontology annotation, molecular function: ATP binding; protein serine/threonine kinase activity.